Molecule: messenger RNA, 1057 nt
Organism: Cyprinus carpio (common carp)
Lineage: Eukaryota; Metazoa; Chordata; Actinopteri; Cypriniformes; Cyprinidae
Exons: 2
Coding region: 158-766 (202 amino acids)
Source: RefSeq, a predicted model, not a curated record
UUCCCUGCGCUCUUCCCUCUCCGAACGUGAGCAAACCCAACGCGCCUUUUCUACCGGGACUUUGACGUCACGCCGUUCCGUUCGUGAUUAUUGGCUGUUCGAAGUCCUGAUAUACGCAGUAGCCUACGCACUGUAUCGAAUUGUUGCAGGGAUUUUGAUGUCAGCUGGACCGAAAUUUGAUGGAGUUAGUGGUCUUGGCUUCUCUGCUCUGGUGGUGACGGCCUGGGGAACCGCCAACAUGGAGCUGUCCUGCUUCAAUUCACACUCAUCUUCCCUGUCUCAUGGGUGUGAAAUUAUAAGCUCCGAGGACACCUUCAUUCACAUUUUACAAGACUACAGGUUAUUAGCCAAACAAGGCGUGCAUACACUUCUCUGGUGCCACAGUUUUCACAGUGGAGGAUUUGGAUCUUUAUUCUCAUUUGCCCCUUGUUUUUCACCUCUCUAUCCUCCUCAUUUAUGUCCGUCUGUCUCUGAGAGCCCGUGUACGAGGGUUUCCAUCGGGUUUGACUUGAGUGAAAAAUCCGGCCGAGAUCAUGCCCCCCUUUCCGUCCGUCCUCACCGCUGCUCUCUCCUGCCUCGCACCUUUCAUAUGCACUUUCAUUCAGAUCUCUCUCAGAACAAGGGAAAAUGGUUUUUGCCACGUCCAUUUGUUCUCGAAAGAGGAGACAAAUUACAAAUGUGCUCACGAGCCUUUGUACUUGAAAUGGCUUUUUCAUACGCGGAGAGGAAACUGAUGAAAAGCGUCGAGCACAUCAAAGUGGUUUGACGCCAGGGCCGAUUGAAAGGUUUCGAAAGUUUCGCCCUAUCGCAGGUCGCCCCACUCUCUUUCUAGUCCGAUUUUAGUUACGGGCUCAUUUGAAUUAAACUCACCCGUCAAUUAGCAUGACUUUUACCCCGGCUCGCUGGACUUCAAGGGCGCAGAACUUUCCUAGCGCCGCGUGUUGUGUGAAAGCCUUGCAUGCUGUUUCCUUCCUCUUACCAGCAGCUCGUAGGAAAUGGUUAAUGGUCUGCGUUUGGCAAGAUGGGGGGAUUGGAGAGGUAUUUUACGGGGAGUAGA